Molecule: messenger RNA, 5009 nt
Organism: Eleginops maclovinus (Patagonian blennie)
Lineage: Eukaryota; Metazoa; Chordata; Actinopteri; Perciformes; Eleginopidae
Product: solute carrier family 2, facilitated glucose transporter member 1-like
Exons: 10
Coding region: 181-1662 (493 amino acids)
Biological process (GO): response to insulin; dehydroascorbic acid transport
Cellular component (GO): basolateral plasma membrane; plasma membrane; apical plasma membrane
Molecular function (GO): D-glucose transmembrane transporter activity
Source: RefSeq, a predicted model, not a curated record
CGUCAUAAGCUGCUUAGUGCAGCAGGUGAAUGGAGGUUGUUAACAUCAAUGUCGGACUAAAUGAUAUUGCACCAAUGUUUUUCUAGAAAGAAGAAUUUACUGACCUGACUGAGUAACAGCGCUCCGGAGUUUUACAGUGGGGAAGUGAAGUCUGGAGUUUGAGUGACUUGAGCAGCUGGGAUGGAGUGCAGCGGCCAGGUGACACCCCGGCUGCUGAUGGCUGUGGGGACAGCUGUGAUUGGCUCUCUCCAGUUUGGCUACAACACUGGUGUCAUCAAUGCUCCUCAGAAUAUCAUUGAGGGCUUCUACAAUGAGACAUGGAGCAGCAGGUUUUCAGAGCCCAUCCCUCAGAGCACUCUCACCGCGCUGUGGUCGCUCUCUGUGGCAAUCUUCUCUGUGGGAGGAAUGUGUGGUUCCUUCUCAGUCAGCCUUUUUGUCAAUCGCUUUGGCAGGAAGAACUCCAUGCUCAUGGCCAAUGUGCUAGCCUUUAUUGCCGCUGCAUUUAUGGGCUUCUCCAAGCUGGCUGCGUCCUUUGAGAUGCUCAUCAUUGGGCGCUUUAUAGUGGGUCUCUACUCUGGCCUAUCAACUGGCUUUGUGCCCAUAUAUGUGGAGGAAAUCUCACCCACAUCUAUCCGGGGAGCUUUAGGAACUCUGCAUCAACUCGGUGUAGUGAUCGGCAUAUUGAUGGCACAGAUUUUUGGGAUUGAUUCUUUGAUGGGGAACGCUACUCUGUGGCCCCUCCUGCUGGCUUUCACUGUGCUGCCCGCCCUGCUGCAGUGUGUCCUGCUGCCCCUCUGCCCGGAGAGUCCCCGCUACCUCCUCAUCAACUGCAAGGAGGAGAGCAAAGCCCGAAGUGUCUUAGUGGAGCUUCGGGGAACGGAGGAGGUGAGCGAGGACAUGCAGGAGAUGAAGGAGGAAAGCCAGCAGAUGAUGAGGGAGAAGAAAGUGACCAUCCCUGAGCUGUUCCGCUCCCCCAUGUAUCGACAGCCCAUCUUUGUUGCCAUCAUGCUGCAGCUCUCACAGCAGCUGUCUGGAAUCAAUGCUGUGUUUUACUACUCCACUGGUAUAUUCGAGCGAGCAGGUGUGCCCCAGCCGGUCUAUGCAACUAUUGGUGCAGGAGUGGUGAACACCGCCUUCACCGUGGUGUCUCUGUUUGUGGUGGAGCGUGUGGGCAGGAGACCGCUUCACCUUGCAGGUUUGAUGGGAAUGGCAAUUUCAGCAGUUCUUCUGACCAUUGCCAUGGCUUUGUUGGACCAGCUCAAAUGGAUGUCGUAUGUAAGCAUUGUGGCCAUCUUCAGUUUUGUAGCCUUUUUUGAAAUUGGCCCCGGCCCCAUUCCCUGGUUCAUUGUGGCUGAGCUCUUCAGCCAGGGGCCCCGACCAGCUGCCAUUGCAGUCGCUGGUUUCUCUAAUUGGUCCGCCAACUUCUUGGUGGGGAUGUGCUUCCCGUAUGUUGAGCAACUCUGUGGCCCCUACGUCUUUAUCAUCUUCACCGUCCUGCUGCUCGGCUUCUUCACCUUCACCUACUUCAAGGUUCCAGAGACUAAGGGCCGCAGCUUCGAUGAGAUCGCAGCAGGCUUUCGGAAGUCUGCAGGUCAGGGUGCAGACAAGUACUCGGCCCCUGAAGAGUUCAACACCCUCAGGGGGGACGACCCCGACCUUUAAGCGCUGCUGUUCAUGCUCAUGCUUAAUCUGUGUUGAGGGGUUUUUGAGUCCAUGUUUGGUUCUUGUAUGUGUUAUCUAGGAUGCCAAGAGGGACCAUAUCUUUCCCUUAAAUGUAAAUGGUACCUUAGCUUAGAACAACGACUGGACACAGAAACAUGGGGUCUGGCUCUGACUAAACAUUACAAAAUCUCCCGACCGACACCUCCAAAGCUCAGAUAAGUGUGUUCUCUGUUUGUUUUAUCCGGACAAAAGCCAAAGAGUAAAAAGGCCAUUUUGGCAACUCAAAGUGCCUUGUGCACUGUAGGCUUAUAAACCUGCUGAAGUCAGUGUCACUCUGUCUUAGUAUUUUCACUGUUAACGUAAUAUAUCAAUACACAAUGAAGAUAAAUUGAAAAGAUCUAUAUUGAACAAUUCACUUUUGUGUAUAUUUUAUUUUCUGAGCGUUAUUUGAAAGUUUGCUCUGGCAAUAUAUUUGGCAAAAGGACAAUUUCUUAAUUUAUACAAUGUUAAAGGUUGCCCAUUUCCAGUCAACAUUUGUCUGAGAGGUAUUACUGAGGGACAGGAGGACUUUUUAGUUUUUAACAGAAUGAAUGAACUGUGUUGUGAUUGUACAUUAUAAAAGAGUUGUAUUCUAUAAAAGUCAUUCCAGUCUUUUGACACCACAGGACCACAACACCUGUGUCCUCUCCAUCUGCCUUUUGAUGUAGGUUUCUAGAUUUUUAGUUUUUAAGAUUGUUAAAUUCCCACUCUAAAUAAAUAAUAGGAAUUGGGUAAGAUUUAUUUCUUGCCAGCUCACCCACAGUUUUUGCCUGAAUAUGUGUCAUGAAAGUUAAAGGAGUAGCUGCUAAAGCACAACAAAGUACCGUGCUGUGUAAUAUAUAUAUAUACACAGCGGUGUAUUGAGUAAAGCCAUGGCAGAAGCAUUGCAAGACCUUGGCUUUUAUGUGAGCAGUGAACUGCUAUCCUUUGUUAAUACCCAGAGUAUGAACCCAACAUUCUCUCUGACUUUGAGAGGUCCUGUGUGCACUGAUCCAAACAUCAGGGCGUCUAGGUCUUGUAAAGUAUGUAAGGGGCUUUGGAUAAAAGUCGCAAUUUUAUGAAAUAAUAUUUAAUAUACUGUAUUUGCAAAUUGCAAUCUGCCAAGAAAUCAUUGCUAAAUCCUGCACACUCAAUAACACGUAGGCUUGCCAUCAGGACACACCAUGAAUUUGGAACUAAUGCACUCAUCAUUUAAUUGCUUGUUCCUGUGUUGCUCUUGUUUUAUGCAAUUUGCAGCUGGUUUGGCUCAUCCUGAUGCACAAAGGCAAUACAGGCAAAAAGAGGUUAGUGACCAUCAACACGAUCUAUAAAAAAACUGAAGAAAGCCUUGUGACAGUGCCAUGCAGUGACAGGGUGGGAUACAACAAGUAUCUUUUUCAAAAUUGAAAAACAACUAACUUAAUACAACUGCAGAGGAGCUGAAAGGCCAAACUCACUUUGGUGACGAAUAACCUCAGGGGUUAUUGCUGUUAGGGAAUUGUUGGCUUAGGUAGUUAAACUUUGAGACAGCUCAUCAUUUUCUCCUUUCUCUGUCUGCGUUCCCAAGGCAUAGGUCUUUCGGCCUUGGGGUUGCUGUUAUCUCCCUUAAGGAGGGGCAGCUUGGGUGCAUCGUUGAUGCCAGUCUAUGACCGUGCACAAGCUGACCUGAGAUAGUUAUUGUUCAGGGACGUCUAGAAGCCCUGCUUAUUGGGAACGUAUGUAACACUUACUACCAGUUGUAGUGAAGUAGAGUUAGUUUGGACCAGUCUCUAGGUUCGUAGGGAGCAGUUGUAGUUAAAACAGUAGCAAUAAUAAUUAAAUAAUAAGACACACCACAGACCAUCAAGUAGUUUUAAAUGCCGGCUUGUUUAUAAAAGUUUAGAAAAGUAGAAAAGUAGAAAUUGGUACCAUAAACAGACAUACAAUAUAUACAAUAUUCAAAUAAUUUGUAUUUGAAUGCAAUUGGAUCCAGUAGAAACAAGGUAUUCUAAUUAGGAAAUGAAAAGAGCAUUAGUUUCACUUUUAAUCUAUUUUGGUUCAAGGAAAUAUUAUUUACAUUAGAUCACAAUUAAAGUUGUUCUUCAUUAUGUAUCUAGUUUUAUUUCAAGAGUUAACUCAGUUUAUGUUCAAUAAUACUUCAAUAAUAAUUCAAUAUAGCUAAUAAUCAAUAGUUAAGAUUAAUUAUCUAAAUAUAUUAUUUCAGUAUUUCAGUUCUAGUUUUGAAUCUUAAUUUAAUCAAAUAACACUAUAUCAAAAUAUAACUUCAAUCUAAUAAGACAUCAGUCAUGCUAUUUAUCUCAACAGGCCUAUUUUAAAUCAAUGGGUCAAGUUUCCUUUUGCUAGUUGCUAGUUAUCAGCUAUCUAAACCAGUGAGCUGGAGUUCUAGGUUCUAGCAGAUUUAAACUGCAUGGCAUAACCAGAAAACAUUAGCAUAGCAAUCAAAGAAAAAUUAAGGAGCCCCAGAUAUGACAUGGGAAAAAAAUAAAAUAAGUUGUGGCCACGAAAUAUUAAUUCGUUCCCACGAAAUAGUAAUUCGUGGCCACGAAAUAUUAAUUCGUUCCCACGAAAUAGUAAUUCGUGGCCACGAAAUAUUAAUUCGUUCCCACGAAAUAGGUAAGUUGUGGCCACGAAAUAUUAAUUCGUUCCCACGAAAUACUAAUUUGUGGCCACGAAAUAUUAAUUCGUUCCCACGAAAUAGUAAUUCGUGGCCACGAAAUAUUAAUUCGUUCCCACGAAAAAUUAAUUUGUGGCCACGAAAUAGGUAGGCUAUAACGUGCACUGGACAGCUGGGUGAGCAAAUCGAGCGCCAGUAGAAGCCUAGGUGUCGUGAUGCCCAAGGUGAGUGUCUGUUUUCUUGUCCUGUCUUCUUGAUAUGCCCUACAGUUAUUUAGGCUAAUUAGGUUUGUGUUUAAUACUUUAUUACAACGGGUAACGUUAGCUACCGUCUCACCCGACUUACAAACUUCGUAGCCAUACUAUAGCCUAGGCCUACUACACGGCGUUCUGUUGUGCAAUGUGCGAUGGUAAACACAUCGGAGCUGCUGCCCUGCACAGACAUCAGUAAGACACUUUUCAAGUAGAGCUCAGUAAAUGUGACAUAUAGCUAAAACCUUGUCCGUAUUGUCUUAUUAAAAUUACGUGAUGAUCAUAAAUAAAGUCAUCUAUGAUCACAGCCAAUAUGCUAUCAACAAUAGACCGGUUCCAACCCCCUUAACAACCGUUGUCAAGACGAACUCAGAGGACAAGCAGGCUCCGAACUCAGAGGGCAGCCCAUUGGGAUAGCCAGACAGUCAGGUAGCCUAUAGCCAAAAUGACAACAAGGAAAGGCA